CUGAGUUUUAAUGACAUCAAAGAUCAAAUUAAAGAGGCAAUUCAAAUUCUAUCAGAAAUUUCAUUUGACCAACUACAAUUUUAUUUACUUCAAAAGUGUAUUAACUUGACAGUAAAAAAACGAUACACUAAGAAUCAAGAGACGGGUAAUUUUCUUGCCAAACACGGAUACAUAGAUUCAACUAUAAAGGUUCUGAAAGAACAAGGUUUUCUAUCGACUGAAGUGCAGACCUCUAGUUUACCUGUUUUAACGAAUAGUUUGGAAGUCAUUGUCACAUUAAGUGAUCAUAGUAACAUUUUCACACAGUGUCUUGCAGAUAAAGGAUUUAUAAUACUCGCAACUGAACUUCUAACAGAAAAUAUUGGUAAAAUGAAGCCAUUGAAGAUAGUGUUCAUGUUAUUCACAGUUUUACUGAACAUAUCGCAGCUGUCGGGAAAGGAAAAUUACUGUAAACAAUUUCCAAAACUUGAGAUUUUAAAAUACUAUAUGCAAUUUAACAGCAUUGAUUUAGUAUUGACUAUAAAAAUACUGUUUUCCAUGGUAUCUGACAACGUUUCUGAAGAAAUGCAUUUGGAUGAAGUUGAAACAGAGAAACUCAUCUUCUACAUUAAAUAUGCAAGUGCAAAAGAUAAAAGAAAACACAAAGGAUUCCGCUUGAUAAAGCUGAUUAAAGGCUUAGCGAAACUUGCCAUAUCUGAGAAAACUAAACUUAAGAUAAAAACUUGUUUUGAAACUUUUAUCACAAUAUUACAAAAAAGUGAGCCAGAAGAACUGGAAUCUACAAUAGAAUGCUUACAAGCUAUUUCUACUCAUAAUACAGAAAGUUAUAAAAUAGUUGAAGAUAAAAUGCUUGUUAAAACAUUAUCAAGUUUGCAAGAUAAAGCCACCGACUCUAUUAAGAGUAAAGUGAAUUCUGUAUUGUGGGAAUCUGGCAAUACGUCUGGUAUUUUUCCUGAGUUUGCUGAUAAUUUGUCACCAGGAAGCCAGCAUUUUAUUAAAAGUGCAUCAUGA
Molecule: messenger RNA, 1011 nt
Organism: Physella acuta
Lineage: Eukaryota; Metazoa; Mollusca; Gastropoda; Physidae
Source: RefSeq, a predicted model, not a curated record